UGGGCCUCAUAAACAACCACAGAACCACAAGUCGGGUAGCCUGGCAGUGUCAGAAGUCUGAACCCAGCACAGUGGUCAGCAGGCAGGACGAAUCACACUGAAUGCUAACCACAGGCUCUCGCAGAGCGGUAAAAGGAGUCACUGAAUCCCCCCGCCUUCAGAAGAGGUGCAUUUUCCAGAGGAAAGGAUGGCUUCAGACAGCAUUUUUGAGUCAUUUCCUUCAUACCCACAGUGCUUCAUGAGAGAUGCCAGCACGAGCCGCCGCUUCACGCCGCCUUCCACCGCGCUGAGCCCCGGCAAGAUGAGCGAGGCGCUACCGCUGGGCGCCCCGGACGGCGGCGCCGCCCUGGCCAGCAAGCUGAGGAGCGGCGACCGCAGCAUGGUGGAAGUACUAGCUGACCACCCGGGAGAGCUGGUGCGCACCGACAGCCCCAACUUCCUCUGUUCCGUGCUGCCCACUCACUGGCGCUGCAACAAGACUCUGCCCAUCGCUUUCAAGGUGGUAGCGCUGGGGGACGUUCCGGACGGCACUCUGGUCACGGUGAUGGCAGGCAAUGAUGAAAACUAUUCGGCGGAGCUGAGAAAUGCUACGGCGGCCAUGAAGAACCAGGUGGCAAGAUUCAACGACCUCAGGUUUGUCGGUCGGAGUGGCAGAGGCAAGAGCUUCACUCUGACCAUCACCGUCUUUACCAACCCCCCACAAGUGGCCACCUACCACAGGGCCAUCAAGAUCACAGUGGACGGACCGCGAGAACCCCGAAGACAUCGGCAGAAACUAGAUGAGACCAAGCCGGGGAGUUUGUCCUUUUCCGAGCGGCUCAGUGAACUGGAGCAGCUGAGGCGCACGGCCAUGAGGGUCAGCCCGCACCACCCAGCCCCCACGCCCAACCCUCGGGCCUCCUUGAACCACUCCACUGCCUUUAACCCUCAGCCACAGAGUCAGAUGCAGGAUGCCAGGCAGAUCCAGCCGUCCCCACCAUGGUCCUACGAUCAGUCUUACCAGUACCUGGGGUCCAUCACCUCCUCUUCCGUGCACCCAGCAACACCCAUUUCUCCUGGGCGUGCUAGUGGCAUGACGAGCCUCUCCGCGGAGCUCUCCAGUCGACUCUCAUCCGCCCCGGACCUGACAGCCUUCGGUGACCCGCGCCAGUUCCCCACGCUGCCCUCCAUCUCCGACCCGCGCAUGCACUACCCUGGCGCCUUCACCUACUCUCCGCCCGUCACGUCGGGCAUCGGCAUCGGCAUGUCGGCCAUGAGCUCGGCCUCUCGCUACCACACCUACCUGCCGCCGCCCUACCCAGGCUCCUCGCAGGCCCAGGCCGGGCCCUUCCAGACCAGCUCGCCCUCCUACCACCUGUACUACGGCGCGUCCGCCGGCUCCUACCAGUUCUCCAUGGUGGGCGGCGAGCGAUCGCCCCCGCGCAUCCUGCCGCCCUGCACCAACGCGUCCACGGGCGCCGCGCUGCUCAACCCCAGCCUGCCCAGCCAGAGCGACGUGGUGGAGACCGAGGGCAGCCACAGCAACUCGCCCACCAACAUGCCACCCGCGCGCCUGGAGGAGGCGGUGUGGCGGCCCUACUGAGCGCACACCCGCACGCUCGCCCGACGGCGCGUCGAGGGACUGAGCCCGCCUGGCUGCACCCGCCGUCCAUGCACAGACACCCCCACCCCAGGAGGGCCCCCGGAGGAGGCCGACAGGAAGAUCCCCGGAGGGGAACUGUGAAUGCUCCUGAUUUAGCAAUGCUGUGAAUAAAAGAAAGAUUUUAUACCCUUGACUUCACUUUUUAACCACGUUGUUUAUUCCAAAGAGUGGAAAUUUUUUUUGAUUGGGGCGGGGAAGACAUCCUGUUUGACAUCUAUUUCUUAUUUCGGAGUUUCUUUUCCGCACCUUAUCAAUUGCAAAAAAAGAAAAUGUGUGUUUUUGCAUCUGGGUGGUCGUUAUUUUUGGAUAUGUAUAGGUUUGAGCUUGCUUCUUUCUUCCUUUGACCAACUGAAAGAAAUGCGGUUCCUUUCUCUGUACGUUUUAUUUAACUUUUGGACUUUAAUGUAGCUGGGAUUUUUUUUGUUUCUUUUAUUGUUUGUUUUUUUUUUAAGAGACAGCUACAGCUUUGGGUCAUUUUUUUAACUACUGUAUUUCCACAAAGAAAUCCCUAGAUAUUUAUGUAUCUCGAUGUUUGAACAUUUACAUGUGUUGAUACUUUUUUAAUUAUUUAAAUGUACUUAUAUUAAGAAAAAAUAUCAAGUACUACAUUUUUCUUUAUAAUAGCCAAAGUUAAAUGUUAUUGCAUUGAAGAUGGCUGGAAAAAAAUGGAUGGGUUUAUGUGAUCGCUUGGUUACCUAGAGAUAUUGUUUACAUUAAACUCCCUUUUAUGUUAUUCAGACAAGUUGGUAGCUAACGCAGCAAUGUUUUCAAUCAGAUUUUAGACACUGAGGGUCACUCCAAGGAUCAAAAUUUUCUGCCAGGCUCAACCUAGGGCCUCGUACCUGGCUCCUUCCCUUCAAAAGGAAAGGCAAAACUCUGCUCCCCCAAAGGAUUCAGAGAAGUGCCAAUGGUUACAUCUAGGAAGUGGAUUUUAUUUCCGCCUGGAGGUAAGCUUGCCCCAAGGCCUUCUGAUUCAGGCAUGAGUAUAACAGCUCGUCUGGGUAGGCCAUUGGGCCCCAAAACAAUGAAUAAGAUCCUUUAAUGAUAGUUCCUGUUCUUCGAUGAAAACCAAAACUCGUGGCUGCACUCCAAAGAUCCAAAUAGAAGGGGUAAUACCAGGGGCCUUUGAGGGCCAAUGGCUGGGUUUUAAGAGAGUGUACCCCAAAAUGCCUGAAGGAGCCAGUUUCCCUCUACCUACGUUAGUGGGAGGGAUCAGUUGUGGGAGAUGCCUUGUCAACCAGUGCAGGACGCGUCCCGGAAGCUGCUCACUCACCAGUACCUUUGAGUGACUCCCACCAGGCUGAGGCCCUAACCUUUGGGGUUAGUGCACUUUAUCUGUGGGCCAGCAGCAUAAGAAAGAUCCGUGUCUCUGCGGUCCACGCUACGGUUCAAAUGUAUACCACAGUCACUGUAAAUGUAACAGCACUGUUGUUAUAGUGGAGGGACUUGGUCAAAAUUCAGUUGUUCCACAACUUAUAAAUCCUAACUGCUGAUUUUGACAUAUGUGUGUGCUCAAAAUGAUCUGGUUGUUUUUAAUGUACCUCUUAAAUUAGUUGAAAUGAUGUCAGGUCAAUUCUGAAGAGCGUUUGAAAGCAGGACUUCAGAACAGUGUUGGAUUUUUUUAUUAUUAUUUUAUAAAUUUAAGCAUUCAGAUUAGAUCUUUGGCUGCAGGCAGCAAAAACAGCUGGACUUAUUUAAAAAAUACAACUUGUUUUUGAGUUAUCUAUAUCUAUAUCUAUAUAUUGAUUCUUUGUUUUACACGGAGCAGCAGCACUUUGGGGGGUGACUAACUAGCCUGUACUUUCAGGUUGUUCUUAAGGAGAAGAGCUACCGGAGAUCUCGGAGAAACUCGGCUAGAUUUUCAGAGGGGACAUAACUUUCUCCACCAUUCAGUUUCGCUCAGCUGUCCCACAGUCCAUUGUACAGCUAAGCUGUCUUCGGCUGUUAGGAAAACAAAAUGCUAAUUUCUGAAAAAGGAUCAUUAGUUUAUUUCUCCAAAAGCAGAUGCUCCCGUUAGCAUAGGUUACCAUAUCUGGACUGAGAAAACGCUAGGGAAAGAUAAAGGAAGAAGAUUUAUAUUUUUUUAUAUUAAUUCUGAUGCCUAGAGGUACUCUAGCCCUACAAGAAGCACGGGACAGUCUCACACUUCUAAUCUUUGCCCUGGAUACCAGGCACAAGGCUUGUCACUUUGUCACUUGGUUGAAGAUGGCCUGGCUAGCCGCUCAGCGCUUCCCAAACCCUUAUCAGCAUGCACAGUAUUUAGUCAUUUCAGAAAAACGCAUCAAUCAAGCAUUCCUUGUCUUGGAGACAGAUUUCAUAUGGCACAUAUUUUUCUACCUGAGAAAUUGUAUUCAUUUCAGGUGCAUCAAGGUGACUUCACUCACUGUCUCCAGGUAAGACCCACAAGCCACUUCUGAGAUCAGGUGGGGCUGUUUGGGAAUACUGGUCCAGGAAGAGAAAACUGGAAUAAACCAUUUCUACUACUUACUCAAGCCCCUAUUUAUGAUUCAAACACAUAUUUCAGUUUCUUCUGUUUUUCCCACCCUCUGUGUCCUCCAGUAUCUCUUCUAUCUCUUCUCCUCUCUCCUGCAAACUUCACCUUCUCCUUCCUGCAUACUUUUUAAGGAGGCAUCACACACACACACACACACACACACACACACACACACCCUAUCCCAUACCAAGUAUCCAGACACAGAUGGUCUAGUUCUUCUCAAUUUUGCAUAAAGAAGAGUGUGAGUCAGCUAUUCUCUUGCUCAUGUAUUUCUAACAACAGAGCAGAGGUGUUGCCAGCCAUGUUGGAUCUGCUUGCUGUCCAAACCCAGCGGCAGAGACCUCUGUAAAUCCCAAUCCAUGCUGCAUGGCUGCACUGUUGCCCACACGUCCUGUGCAGCCAACAAACAGAAAAGCUCAGACUGGAAGGGACAGACGCUUUCCCUCAAACAGCCUGUAGUUGGUGAUUGCAGAUUUCUUUCUUGAAAUACCUUUUUCCCUGGGACAUUCAGUCCUAGGGGUUUGUUUUGGUUUUGAUAGUUUUCUUUGGUUCUUUUAAUUUUGUUUGUGUGGGGGGAGGGAGGCAUGAAAUGUUUAGGGUCUUUUAUACAAGAAAAUAAAUGGUUUGACAACAAUCUCGGACUAUAUUUUUUCCACAUCUGAACAAAAUACCUUUUGUUUACUCUACGGCAUACCUUUGUUGGGGGUUUUGGUUGGUUGCUUGUUGGGUGCCUUCCCUCUGUCUGCCAGGUCAGUAUUGGCAACACUGAUCAUUUGUCUUUUAUUUUUUUCUUCAGAAGAAGUUGUAUCAAUAAACUCAAUUGUAUUUAUGUAUGUAAAUAGAUUUCAAGCUUCAUUAUAAAAUAUUGUUAAUGCCUGUAGUAACUUUUCUCACUUUUUGUGUGCGUUUCUAAGGACUUUUUCUUAUGUUCGCUAAAUAUUGUAGAAGAAAAUGCUUCUCUCCACUUGUUCAUUUUAGACUUUCAAAAAAAACAACAAGCUACUUCUUAUUCACUUUUUAUAAACAGCUAAUAAACAGCAUGGUUCCAAUUUUUUUUAAGUUCACUUUAUGUUUUAGGAGGAAUGAAUGUGCAAAAAAAAAAGAGAGAGAAAUCUCCAAAUGAACUGUUGGAUGUUUCUGUUACCCUGGAUAUGCAAAGAUCAAUGGGAAAAAUAAAUAAAUAAACUUCCUAACUGAAA
This is a messenger RNA of Mesocricetus auratus (golden hamster), 5335 nucleotides long. It is a transcript of the gene Runx1, whose product is annotated as RUNX family transcription factor 1. The transcript has 8 exons. Gene Ontology annotation, molecular function: ATP binding; RNA polymerase II cis-regulatory region sequence-specific DNA binding; DNA-binding transcription factor activity, RNA polymerase II-specific. The coding region runs from base 188 to 1582 and encodes 464 amino acids. The record is from RefSeq and is a predicted model, not a curated record. Gene Ontology annotation, biological process: neuron differentiation; hemopoiesis; regulation of cell differentiation. Lineage: Eukaryota; Metazoa; Chordata; Mammalia; Rodentia; Cricetidae. Gene Ontology annotation, cellular component: nucleus.